Paramuricea clavata is the source of this 5104-nucleotide messenger RNA. Lineage: Eukaryota; Metazoa; Cnidaria; Anthozoa; Malacalcyonacea; Plexauridae. The record is from the annotation of a GenBank genome assembly.
CGGUAAUUGAAUCGAACCGAAGACGAUCACAUGACUCUUCUGACUGCCCCUACUCAAAAGUAGAGACAGUAAGAAAAGUCAUAUUCCGAACAGUAAAUGGAGUAGCCUGAAGUCUAUUGUCACGUGACAUCUUGUAUGAUCUGCGACUGUUCAUCGUCAGAUGCAAACGACGGCACUGGUAUCCAGUUUCCUUGGCGCGGCUCUUCAAAUUUAUCAAAAUGGCGCUCAACAAGGAGCGAAGUCUGCGAAGACUUUAAGAAAACCGCUAUGGAGUCGAAAAGAAAACGGUUGUCUAUGAAUAAAUCUGAAAAUAAGCAAGUAAAGAAGCUGAAAGAAGAAGAUAAAGGUGUUGAAAGUUUUACAGCACCGAGAAAGGGAGAAAAAGUGAAUAACGCAAAGAAACGCCCGCUAUCUGGCCCUAUCGUUAGCUGUUUUCUUAAACAACAACAACAACAACAACAACAACAACAACAACAACAACAACAACAACAACAACAAACAAAAAGCGUGACAUGUCCUAUGUGUAACAGUCUGGUGCUAUAUAAAAACAUCAAUCAACAUUUAGAUGAUGCUUGCCAAGAGAGAAAUGAAAGGAGUUUGUCCAGUCUACAGGGUAAGCAUCUGGUUAUGGGGUGGGAAGGCUGAGGGUGUGAAUGUGAAUUUAUAACGCCAGUGUUAAUUCAGUAUUAUAAGUGUGUUAUAGUACUAGCAUGCACAGGCAGAAUGUCUUCUUUGCAAAAUGUAUGCGGAAAAUCUUUCACGCACCCAAUAAAAACACAGUUCUUAACAAUGCAGCACCUUCUGUUAUCAGAGUGAGGAAAUACUGUAUUUAUGGGCGUGGCACGCAUUUUUUAGUGUUAGCAGUGCGGCAUAAUAUGAGGGCGGCACUUGUUCAAGGACAGUGCUCUUUAUAUAAUAUUUCAUUUAUUUUACAUAAUGGCAAUAACAAGAAAUAUUAGAAACAAAAUAUCAAAACACUGAAAAAUGUUCCAACGCUUAUUAAAGGUGAUCUACAGUCCGUAUGUAAACAAAGCCUUUGUUUACAUUUUUGUGUCCAAAAUAUUGAGCUUUAUUCGACAACUAUUUAUAUUUUCAAGCUUCUAGCGUAUAAUAAAUGAUCAAGAAACAACAAUCAGGCUUUUCAAGAACUCAAAACAUAGUUAAACUGUUUGUAUCUUAAAAAGUGGGCUCAUUUGUGCACAUGCGCAGAUCGGACUGUAGAUCACCUUUAAAGAUUAGAACCUCAUUGCAACAAUUUUUCAAACAGUGCUUUGAUUAAGCGCCAUGUUGUCAGUAAAGUGCGGUGCUUAUUUGAAGGUGGUGCUCUUUAAUAACAUGUAAAUUAUAUGGUAAUAUGUGUAUUCUUUUCAUUAUAUGUGCUUGUAUUAGCAGAUAAAUAGAAUUAAGAGAUGUGGUUUCAUUUUCUUGCUCUUACUGUAUAAUGUUAAUGGCCCUGCUGGCUUGCAAUUAAAAUGCAUCACGUUUAUAAAUGUUAUAGGCUGUGCAUUUGAAAUGAAAGAUGCUGACUUGGUUUCAACUCCAAGAGAGAAAAAGUUUAUUGCUGGCCCUGAAAGUAAUGCUCCUGCAGUAACAUUUCAGGAUGACUUGGAUGCAAUAAUUGUGUUAGAAAGUGAUGAAUUACCUAAUGUGGAAAAGGAUGAGAGAUUACAUAAUGAUGAAGUGAUAAGUUCGAUUAACAAGUCAUAUCUUCAUAAUUUCAUGUUGAUCAUGACAACAGUUUUCUCACAAAAAGAUGACAAAGAGUUAUUCAAUGAUAGUGACAAUACUGUGGUGAAUUCUUUCCAAGAACUGGGCGAUGAGUCGAAGAUGUUGUAUGUGAGAUUGUUUCAGAGAAAAUAUAAAUGGUUCCGAACAAGCAACAUUAAAUAUCCAAAAAUUUCUGAGAACCUGCAACCAUGUUUUGAUGAAUUAAUUAAAACAGGUAAGUAAAAGUUACAAAAAAUUUUUAUAAAAAUUUUUACAAAUUGUUGAAUUGCAGGACGAUAACAAGGUUUGUCAAUGUCUGUUGAGCUCAACAACCUUGUAACAAGUUGUCAACAAGCUGGGAACAAGCAAUGUGAACACAUCCUGUUGACAAGAUGUUGGAACAACAUUGCCAUAUAAGUCUACAUGCUGCAGGUUUGAUACAAGUUGUACAUUUGUAACAUUAAAAUGUUUGCAUUUUUUUUUAAGGUUUUUUACUUACAGAAACAGAACUGGAUGAUUUGACAGCAAUUUUCAACCUGCUACCUGCAGAAGAUGUGCAAGAGUUAGCAAAAUCCAUGCACAUUCACACCAAAGCACAAACCAAGAAAAACCUUGUGAACGCCCUCAUGAAACAAAGCAAAACACAAUGUUCCCUCUUUUCUACUAAUGGAGACAGAAUUGAGAAGGCCAUCAUGAAGAGGUAUAUUAAAGUUUUACAAUGAUUACAAUGACUGACAGACUGAGUCUAUAUUUCAUUUUGCUUCAGUUGUAUCUGAGAUGAAUAUUUCCAGUUCUAUCAGACCCUCAUGCAGGUUUUCUCCUGAGUCUCUUGUGAGAACAGCUAGGGACCGGUUGUUCAAAGCUGGAUUAGCACUAUAACCCUGGGUUAAAAUUUAACCUGCUGUUUUAGUUUGUGUAUUUCUACACGUCUGUUAAUCUGUUUAUUUCAAAACUUCAGAGAAGAAAACUCCCACUGAUUCAGACAAGAUUUCCAAAGAAAUAUUUCCAAAUUUAUAAACAAGCUGUUGGGAUUGAAGUUUGCUUUGAAUUUUAGGUUAACAUAGGGUUAAGCUGAUUGGCUUUGGAACAACUGUCCCCUGAACUGAAAGAGCUUUUCAGUUGAAAGACAGCUUCAGUUUGCAUUAGUUAAUAUUUCAUUUUCCUCAUUUCAGAGCAAAGUCCUUGCUUGGUGCAUGUGUGAAACUCGAGUCUGAAGUAAGAAAUGUUUUCUCACGAGUCAUCUUAUUGUUUACUCUCAACUUGAUGAGGGAUGAUGACGAUAAUUAUGGAGCUCAAUUGUAAGUUUUUAUACUGAUGUCACUUUUACCACCACCCAAUUUUACCCCCACUCAGUUUUAGUCACCACUCAAUUUUACCCCCACCCAAUUUUACCCUCCACCCAAUUUUACCCCCACUCAAUUUUAGACACCACUCAAUUUUACCCCCACCCAAUUUUACCCCCACCCAAUUUUACCCUCCACCCAAUUUUACCCCCCACUCAAUUUUACCCCCACCCAAUUUUACCCUCCACCUAAUUUUACCCUCCACCUAAUUUUACCCCCCACACAAUUUUACCCCCCACACAAUUUUAGUCACCACCCACAUUUACUCCUUCCCAAAUGUCAUCCACCACAAUCCCCUCCCUCCCAAUUUGUUUUUACGCCUGUGUAUCUUGGGGAUCGCGUUCAGGUGUUUUCUGAAGAUAUUUUCUGAGCACACAAGCUUGAGAACUACAAUCUAAUUACUUAUCUAUAUCUUUACAUAUUGCUAUCCUGUGAGUAGAUUUGAGUAAGUGUUAAUGUGUUUGCUCUUAGCAUUAAAUUGAAAUUUAUGCUAACAGGAUUUGUUAAACUUGGGGUUCAGCGCGAUGUGAUUUCUACAUGUACGCUAAACACACUUAUUAUUUGGCAGGUCGUCGAUAUUUUUGAGCAACAUUGGUAAAAUAGUCUACCCGAGCUAUGACAUAUCCAGACACACAGCGAUAUUCCAAGAUAGAGAUGAUGUCAUCAAUUAUGAUUUGGCCAAUCAGGAUCUUUGUCUCAUGGACCAUGCCAUUGAGCGAAAAAAUUUUGAUGAAGCAAUAAAAAUAUAUUGGAAAGUCCAUGAGCAAUAUGUGGAAGCACUGAAGAAAUUGAGUAAUGGGGAUCCUCGUCUGAUUUAUGUAAGAUUUUCGUGAAGUACUUUAUAAGCCAUGAAACGGUAAAAACAGUGCAUUUUUUUCCUAGACUAGAAAACUACUAAAGCUCUGUGAUCGAGAGAAUAUAGUGCAAAUGACGUGAAUUCUGGGACAAAACUAGCCACGUGUAUUUCAAGACCACCACCUACACUGAGAACCAGCAGUUUGAAGUUUAGACUAGUGAGAAUCUGCCACAAAGGACAUGUAUUUCAAGACCACUACCUACACUGAGAACCAACAGUUUGAAGUUUAGACUAGUGAGAAUCUACCACAAAGGGCGUGUAUUUCAAGACCACUACCUACACUGAGAACCAACAGUUUGAAGUUUAGACUAGUGAGAAUCUACCACAAAGGACGUGUAUUUCAAGACCACUACCUACACUGAGAACCAACAGUUUGAAGUUUAGACUAGUGAGAAUCUACCACAAAGGACGUGUAUUUCAAGACCACUACCUACACUGAGAACCAACAGUUUGAAGUUUAGACUAGAGAGAAUCUACCACAAAGGACGUGUAUUUCAAGACCACUACCUACACUGAGAACCAACAGUUUGAAGUUUAGACUAGUGAGAAUCUACCACAAAGGACGUGUAUUUCAAGACCACUACCUACACUGAGAACCAACAGUUUGAAGUUUAGACUAGUGAGAAUCUACCACAAAGGACGUGUAUUUCAAGACCACUACCUACACUGAGAACCAACAGUUUGAAGUUUAGACUAGAGAGAAUCUACCACAAAGGACGUGUAUUUCAAGACCACUACCUACACUGAGAACCAACAGUUUGAAGUUUAGACUAGUAAGAAUCUACCACAAAGGACGUGUAUUUCAAGACCACUACAGUACAUACGCUGUGAACCAACUGUUUGGAGUUUAGGCUAGCCAGAAUGACGUGCAUUUUCCAGACUUAGUAAGACUUUACUUCAAAAGACAUGUCUAGAGUAUUCUGAGAAACAGCGGACUGAGACAAAUGAUAACAUUCUUUCUUUUCCAUACAGUCGGUAAAACUACCAGAACAUUUGCGUCGCUUCACCGCAACGUGGUUAUUUACCAGGAUGUGUUCCCGGGGCGUAGACAUACUACAGCGCAAUAAAAAUUAUGUCGAAGCCGUUGAGUUACUACGUCAAUUGUUGGGGCAGAAUGAAUUCUGUCCAAAUCGCAGAGGAUGGUGGUGGGAACGACUUGCUCUAAAUCUGGAUCAACAUCUGAAGAAACCUGCAGAGG